UGUUGUCUUUAGCAGCGUCACAUUUCACUGCCACACCCCCAUCAUGAAGUUCCCUGUAAAGCAGCUUUACUUUAUUUUCUUGGUUUUGUUUCUUGGCAUUUCUGCAGAUCUGCAAUCCCCAGAGGUCCAAACAAAGCUUGGCAGACUGAAAGGCCAGUAUGUGAGCGUGAAGGGGAAGGAGAUGGGUGUCCAUGCCUUCCUAGGUGUCCCCUUUGCUAAGCCCCCCCUGGGACCCUCCCUCAGACUGGCUGCACCUCAGCCCCCAGAGGGAUGGUCAGGAUUGAGAGAUGCCACCAAGCAACCCAAGAUGUGCAUUCAAAGCAAGGAAACUGCUAAUGAGCUACUGGAAAAACUUGGUACCCUGAACUUAGAAGUCCCAGAGCUUUCAGAAGACUGUCUGUACCUCAACAUUUACACUCCUGCAAACAGAGAUCCUGAUGUGGAGCUUCCUGUCAUGGUGUGGAUCCAUGGUGGAGGUUUUGUAGUUAGGUCUGCUUCAACAUAUGAUGGUUCUGCUCUGGCUGCCUAUCAGGAUGUGGUCCCAGUUGUAAUCCAGUAUCGACUGGGAGCUUUGGGUUUUCUCAGGUAUAUGGGUUACUGAA
This is a messenger RNA of Cyprinodon tularosa, 602 nucleotides long. RefSeq names its product pyrethroid hydrolase Ces2e-like. NCBI's taxonomy places the organism in Eukaryota, Metazoa, Chordata, Actinopteri, Cyprinodontiformes, Cyprinodontidae. The transcript has 4 exons. Bases 44 to 601 code for a protein of 185 amino acids. Gene Ontology annotation, molecular function: hydrolase activity. The record is from RefSeq and is a predicted model, not a curated record.